Messenger RNA from Vicia faba (fava bean), 393 nucleotides. Lineage: Eukaryota; Viridiplantae; Streptophyta; Magnoliopsida; Fabales; Fabaceae. The record is from the annotation of a GenBank genome assembly.
AUGGAGUUCAAUCCUAUUGAUCAAGAUGUCAACAAAUUCAAAGUAUCAGAUGAUGUAGGGGAUAGACAGUUUGAUUCCAAUCAUGGACAACGGUCAUACGGAUACAAUUACGCAGUUGAAGAUGUUUUGGGUAAUAAUUUUGCAGUACCAGGUGAUGGACGAGAAGCUAAUGCAUCUUCUGAGGAGGUGGUUGAAUAUGGUCAGAAAAAUGCUGCUAAUAGCAACAAGAAAAAGAAAAAGGGAAAAGGAUCCAGAUCUGAUUAUGCUGCGCCUUCUCCGUAUACCUCAUCUCACAAUUCAGGUCAAUACUUAGCUCUCUCAAAAGUAAUUCUCUAUCAAAAAUCCAAAUAUUAUUCAACCUCCUCCUUCAUAUGGGCCUUUCCCUUAUUCUAG